GUAUUCAAAUAUGUUCAUAUUUCCCAAGAGACAAUCAAUGGUAAAAGUGUUUCCUCUUUCAAAUUCUGUUUUCUUGAGUCGUGUUUUGAUGUGUCGGGUAGAUGGUACUGUUUAACUCUGUUCAUGGCUUCAAUGCAUGUGCGAUAUGGCAAUCGGGAUGAGAAGCUUCUUUGAGUCUAUGGCAACAAGUCCAACUAAGUUCAUGGUAUUUGGUGGAGUCUGUCCAGAAGUGACGUCACCGAUUGCUGAAGCAGUGCAUUUUUGGAAUAUACCACAGCUUUCCUUUGCAGAUACGACGCCAUUUUUAUCACAGCAGGACAAGUACCCGUACUUCUACCGGACCGUGCCCUCUGAGAGUGCUGACAAUGUGGCAAGAAUUAGACUAAUUAAGUAUUUAAACUGGACAUCAAUUGGUACCAUACAUCAAGACGUGUCGAGGUUCUCUUACGCACAAGACCAGCUUGAUAAAGAGGCCGAGCUAAAUGGUGUGAAUAUUUCAGUCAGUUUGAGUUUUUCAGACGAUCCGAGUUCCGCCAUUAUGGAACUUAAGGUGUUUCAGCAGGGAAUAUCAAACAGAAACUACGUAUGGAUACUCCCGGGAUGGUACUCAGACAAUUGGUGGCGUCCUUCAGAAGAAUACGGAAUAGCUUGCUCAGAACAAGAAAUGAAAAGCACAAUCAGGGGUUAUAUUGCUACGGAUAUACUGAGACUCAGCUCCAGCAAUGAAACGACCAUAAGUGGCUAUACGGCCCUUGAAUACAAAACACUUUACAAAAAGGCCAGAGGUGACAAUUUCUCUCGCUUUCAUGGUUAUGCUUACGAUGGGGUGUGGGUAAUGGCACAAGUGCUGGACAAGGUGAUCGAAGGCCUCGAAUCAAAUGAGACAGAAUCGCUUGAAAGUUUUAACUACGAUGAUGAAGACCUACUGAUGAGAAUUGCCAGAGCGUUAAAUGAAACCCGGUUUACAGGCGUAACGGGUGAGGUAUAUUUUGAUGCUGGUGAAAGGAUUGGAUCACAAAUAAUACAACAGUUCCAAGAUGGAACUAUGAAGAAAGUUGGUGAAUAUCAUUCGCUAGGAGAUAAACUUGUUAUCAAGAAAGACGCGUUUCGCUGGCCAGGUAAUACCCCGCCGCCGUACAAACAGCUUAGCGAAUCAUCCACGAUGCAAGUUUCUCACUCCUUGUUCUUCAGCAUGGUUGGUAUAGCUACCAUUGGUAUAUUCGCCGCAUGUUGUUUCCUAUUUUUCAACAUGAAGAAUCGUAAACAACGGUACAUUAAGAUGUCUAGUCCGAACAUUAACAACUUGAUCAUAUUCGGUGGUAUACUGGCAUAUUCAUGCGUCUUCUUUUUGGGGCUCGACAAAGCGUUUCUCAGUAACAAGGGAUUUCGAAUUGUCUGUGCCGCAAGGGCAUGGUUUCUGUGCGUUUCCUUCACAUUAGCGUUCGGUGCGAUGUUUUGUAAAACGUGGCGGGUUUACAGAAUCUUUACAAACGUAAAGAUGAAAAAAAAGGUUAUAAAAGACACGCAUCUCUUCGUAAUGGUUGCCGUUAUGCUCAUUAUCGACGCGAUAGUUCUGAUCACGUGGCAACUUGUCGACCCAAUGUACGUCGGAAAACAGUACCUAGAACCAAAGAUGUUUGGUUGUUUACUUGCGUGGUCUACACGACACGUAAGCAUUCCUGCGUUAAACGAUAGUAAGUACAUCGGGAUGUGUGUGUACAACGUCAUGCUUUUGUGUGUGUGUGGUGCCGCCCUCACGUUCAUGAUACAAGAUAGUCCAAAUGCUUCGUUCGGGAUUAUAUCGGCGUUCAUCAUCUUCUGUUCUUCACUCACACUAGGAUUAGUUUUUGUUCCUAAGAUUGUUGAGUUACGGAAAAACCCUAAUGCUAACGAUCGAGUGAGGGCAGUAUUACGAUCGGAAAGAACUUCGAUUCAUCCGUCAACUACUACUAACAAUGGUACACAAAUAGAGAAACUCGCAUCGGAACACAAUUCAGCCGAAAAACGUUUACAGCAGUGUGACACGGAGAUUGAACGACUGGAACGUGAAGUCUAUGAUUUAGACUCUGAGGUUGUACCGUUAAUUAUUCAGAGAGAACAAAACAUACAGUAUCAUCAAAAAGUUUCCCCAGAUGAUGAUAAGGUAAUGAUCUCUUCACUAGCAACGUCAAUUCCGAACACGUUCCCACCAUUACCAAUCACAGUCUGUAUCGAAGAACCUACUGUUUGCAGCAUAUCAGAUCAAGGAAAUUCAAACGAAUUUUUGACGAUACAAAGUUACUUAACGCCUAUACAUUCUAAUGAAGAUAUUGUACAUAAUAUUGGAAGCGCUUGUGUUAGCUCAAGUCCUAAGACUCGUUUUAAUAGUUGUCUUGGCUAUUCUGACGAUGGCGACGGCAGCGAGUGUGAUAUGACAACAAAGAAAAAUGAAAUAAACAGUUUAAGCAAAGGCGUAUCAUAUCGGUCUGACAUUUCAAUACACAGUUUACCUGUUUCUAAAAGUUUUAUGGACCAACUUCAAGAAACGGAUAUUCUGACGGACUCGGAAUUCGUGGAGAGUGAUUCAAGUAUAAUAAGUGAUGACGCUAAAGUAGUUAAUUAAGCAACGGUGCUUGAGAUGUAAGCAUUGACAGUUCAGCGGUGCGAAUACGAUAUUGCCAGCAAUGAUGCAAACUCGAAAGUGCCGCUAUAAAUAUAAUCGGUUCAAGUUGAUAGUGCUUAAGAAUGGUGGAAAAUUAUCAAUGCCUUUUAAUGAUGCAAAACGGUUUUUAAGCAACAAAUACACGUUUGAAACUGCAAUGGGCUAUAUAAAUCAAACAGGGUCCUAUCAUGGACCAGUCAUAUUACAGGAAUAAUAUGACUGCUCCUGGAUCCCAUAAGAUACCGUAGUCCACAUUUUUUACCUUUUAUAGUUUAACUCUGUUCUAGCAACUUGAUAUUUCUAUGAACUACGACGAAGUUUUGUGAUAGACUAGUAUUUCAUCAUAAUUACGUCAACUACAUACAUUUUCUAGUCCUGCGCAGCGUCCUCUAUUGAUGACUAUUUUGUACGUUUAAGCUUUAAACAGCAGAGACCUAAAGGGAGGGGAUGAUUAGGGGCUGAUUGGUGGAUGAGGAUGGUUGGAGAUUCGGAAUAAUGUUACGGUACGUUGUUUAGGGCGUGGUAGCUGGGGGAAAUAUUUGUAAUAUGAGAUGACUUUUUUUAAACCGUGGGUGAAUCGGAGAGAAUGAGAGGCGCGCACAUUUUAAUAACUUGCGCUCUACUCACCCAUCUCCCAAUAAUACGCCCUCCAAACAGCUUAUUGCCAUGGUAGCAGGUACUAUGGUAUCUUUGAUAUAAUUGAGUUUACACAGAAAACAAAUAUUGUCCACCGUGUGCCUGUGAACCGCAUAUGUAAGGUUAAUUGUUAAAAAACAAUAUUGGUAUCACAUUGCUAUUUCAAUUAACAUUGCAUUCACCUAAGCUUAACGCAUAUUAUUAUAUAGGAUGAUACCAUAAAGUGGUACUGUACUAUUUAGUAGAUGGAUAUAAACGUUAGUG
Messenger RNA from Anneissia japonica, 3541 nucleotides. Its product is annotated as gamma-aminobutyric acid type B receptor subunit 2-like. Gene Ontology annotation, molecular function: G protein-coupled GABA receptor activity. Gene Ontology annotation, biological process: G protein-coupled receptor signaling pathway; gamma-aminobutyric acid signaling pathway. The coding region runs from base 137 to 2602 and encodes 821 amino acids. The record is from RefSeq and is a predicted model, not a curated record. Gene Ontology annotation, cellular component: G protein-coupled receptor heterodimeric complex; membrane. The transcript is spliced from 17 exons. NCBI's taxonomy places the organism in Eukaryota, Metazoa, Echinodermata, Crinoidea, Comatulida, Comatulidae.